UCUCAUUAAAAGCAAAUAUAAGGACAGCCAACCAGUGUAAGGGGAGAGUAUCUCUGCAACUUAAGAGUGGUAGAACAAUCGUCUCUCUGUAUUUACUCUCCACAUAUUCAAGGAAUCAGUCAUGGCUGCAGAAGCAAAGCAGACUUGUUAUGAGGGCAGUUCUGUCCAAAGCUUUCAGUUCUACCUGGAACAUUCGGGAGAGCACGAGGCCAUUCUCCAGUGUGUUCACAACAUCCUGCCAGGAGAAUUUAAAAGAAUUGGAGCAGGUAAAAGCAGUCUGGAUGUUCUUGGUGUUGGAAGUGGUGGAGGGGAAAUUGAUGCCCAGAUGCUCACUCUACUACAGUCUACAUUUCCUGCUGUCCCGAUCACUGCUGACAUUGUGGAGGGCAGCUCUCAGCUCACCGACAACUUCAAAGGUUUGGUAGCAAAGACCACCAACCUUCAGAAGAUCCCAUUUGCUUGGUAUAUCAUGCACAGUGAGGACUAUGAGAGGCAAGUCAAAGAAAAAGGAGACAUGAAGACUUUUGACUUCAUACACAUGAUUCAGAUGAUCUACUAUGUGGAUAACCUCGCUGACACCAUCAAGUUCUACCAUAGCCUUCUGAAGAACAAUGGCAGGCUUAUGAUCAUCAUUGAAGCAGCAAACGGUGGCUGGGACACCCUGUGGAAGACAUACAAGAAGGAUCUCUGUGUCGACGCCAUCCAAGAAUACCGCUCAUCAGGAGAGGUAAUUGCCUGCCUGAAGAGCCAGGGUCUGAAAUAUGAGGAGCACGUGAUUCCCAACAGCUUCGACAUCACUGAGUGCUUCAAUCCAAGCAGCCAGACUGGUAAACGUCUGCUGAAUUACAUGACAGCGAACGAUAACUUCUACCAGUCUUUCUCCCCAGAGAUCAAAGGAGGCAUGUUAGAACUUCUCAGAAACAAGUGCAGCACUGAAAAAGAUGGCAGGGUAUUAUUUAACAGUAAUAUGAGCUGCAUACUUGUUUAUGCUUGAGUGUGUACUGUACAGUCUUGCAUUUACUUUACCUUGCCAUAUGCUGAAGUGCAGCAUAUUUGCUUGUUGCUAAAAUCAAGUUUACCAUGUGCUGUUGCAUUCACCUCAUUUACU
This is a messenger RNA of Perca fluviatilis (European perch), 1108 nucleotides long. RefSeq names its product histamine N-methyltransferase A-like. The record is from RefSeq and is a predicted model, not a curated record. Gene Ontology annotation, molecular function: N-methyltransferase activity. NCBI's taxonomy places the organism in Eukaryota, Metazoa, Chordata, Actinopteri, Perciformes, Percidae. The transcript has 7 exons. Bases 122 to 994 code for a protein of 290 amino acids.